Messenger RNA from Vicia faba (fava bean), 1863 nucleotides. NCBI's taxonomy places the organism in Eukaryota, Viridiplantae, Streptophyta, Magnoliopsida, Fabales, Fabaceae. The record is from the annotation of a GenBank genome assembly.
AUGGCGGCCGUAUUUUCAGAUUUGCAUGAGGACUUGUUGGAGUGCAUCUUCAAAUCUCUCAACGGCGACAACCGCACUUUCAAGUCUCUCACCGUCGUCUCAAAGCAGUUUCUCUCCAUCACCAAUCGUGUCCGAUACUCCGUCACAAUCACCGAUGAAACCAUCCCUUUCCUUCCUCGACUCUUCCACCGCUUCCCUAACAUCAUCUCCCUCCACCUUACUCUCCUAUCGAAAAUCCUAGAAGAAGUCGAGGCUCUUCUUACCCUAAUCUCCACUUUCCCUUUACGCAUCACAUCUCUCAAUCUCUCCAACGGUCUCUUCACCAAGCUCAUUCCUGUUCCGGCAAACGGGUUGAUAGCUCUGUCCAAAACUCUGAAAAAUUUAAGAUCUCUCACUCUUUACAGGUUGUUACAUUAUGAGAAGAAGGAUUUGUUCUUGAUCGCCGAUUGUUUUCCUUUACUAGAAGAACUCAAUCUCCGUUAUCCACGGGUGUGUGUUAGCCAAGAUUUUAUAAUAGAUGAUAAUGAUCCAUUAUUGGCACUUCCAAAUCUCCGCAAGAUGGAUUUGUCUGGUAAUCACAUCAAAGAUCCAUUUAUUAACUUUCUCCGCCACAGCUGCAAGGACCAAAUAGGAUUGACUCGUACAGUUUCAUAUUCAGUGUCCUCGUUGGUUGUUUGCCUUGGUUUGUCAUUGUUAACUGAGGUGCUUCUGUUGCCUCGUCUUUAUGAAUCGGUGUUUGAAUUGCUGCAGAGUUCUGGUGAACUAAAGGUUAAUGAGGUUAAAGAACAUCUAAUAAUGGUUGUUUGCCUUGGUUUGUCAUUGUUAACUGAGAUGAUUCUGUUGCCUUGUCUUUAUGAAUCGGUGUUUGAAUUGCCGCAGAGUUCUGGUGAACUAAAGGUUAAUGAGAUUAAAGAACAUCUAAUAAUUUCCUCGUUAAGGAAGCCGGAGCUCGGAUCAGUGGGAUAUCCUUUCACGUGGACUAACGGAAGACAAGGGCAAAGGAAUAUCCAAUGUAGACUCGACAGAGGCUUUGUGAAUUUUGAUUUUCUUAAUUACUUCCCGACUACUGCUGUUCACCAUUUACAACGCUUUGGUUCAGAUCAUGCUGCUUUACGUGUUGAGAUCAUGAGAUAUGCUGAGACGUUUGACGAUCAGAGGAAGUUUAUCUUUCGUUUUGAGGAAGUUUGGUCGAAGGACACAAGUAUUUACUAUGGACACGGGAAAGUGGCUAUGCAUCUUAAAGUCAAUUACGAUGAGUUGCUUAAGGAUUUUGAUAAAAUCACGGAAUCUGCUUUCCUUAUGGUUGUAUUCUUUGUGCUAGCUGUAACUAAGCACAAAUUGAGCUCAAAAUUUGAUCAAGAAAUACAAACCGAAGUCUCGUUGAAGAUACUAGUAUCGUUUUCUUGCGUGGAAUAUUUUUGCAACGUACGCUUGCCAGAGUACAUGGAGACAAUUUGCAAGGUAAUUGCAAGUGUUAACAAGAAUGAGCAUGCUUGUACGUUUUUUGUGAACUCCAUACCCUCUUAUGGUGACUUGACAAAUGGGCCAGACCAGAAAACCAAAUACUUAUGGUCCAAGGAUGAAGUGCAAACAACCCGUGUUUUGUUUUACCUUCGGGUCAUUCCAACUUUGAUUGAGUGUUUUCCCGCCUCGGUAUUCGGAGAAAUGGUAGCUCCAACUAUGUUCUUAUAUAUGGAACAUCUGAAUGGAAAAGUAGCUCGAGCUUCUCACUCUGUCUUCACUGUAUUUAUGUCUAUGGGGAAGGAAUCUAAAAAAAAACGAUGGAGUCUCUUUGAAGGAGAAGCUCGUUUUCCAUUACAUACAAGUAUCCUUAUCGGGAUAUCCUGGCAUUACUCCUUUUGA